Messenger RNA from Sinocyclocheilus grahami, 907 nucleotides. RefSeq names its product dehydrogenase/reductase (SDR family) member 7Cb (gene dhrs7cb). Gene Ontology annotation, biological process: intracellular calcium ion homeostasis. The record is from RefSeq and is a predicted model, not a curated record. NCBI's taxonomy places the organism in Eukaryota, Metazoa, Chordata, Actinopteri, Cypriniformes, Cyprinidae. The transcript has 6 exons. Gene Ontology annotation, molecular function: oxidoreductase activity, acting on the CH-OH group of donors, NAD or NADP as acceptor. Bases 140 to 880 code for a protein of 246 amino acids.
UGCUAUUAAAAGAGCCGUGAUCCAGACGAGUACCGCGGCUGGAUGAACAGGGAGGACGGCAGGCUUCAGUCUGCUUUCCUGACCGGACAACAACACACAUUUCCACUGAAGGCUGGCUUAACUCUUUACACACACUAAGAUGGGUGUCCCAUCGGUUAUGGUGCUGCCGCUGCUGAUCGUGGUUUUCGCUGGAGUUUAUUACGUUUACAAUGAGGUCAUGCGCUUCAUGUCCAAGUCCAUGGUGCGGAACAAAGUUGUGGUGAUCACAGACGCCGUGUCCGGAAUGGGAAGUGAAUGUGCCAGACUGUUUCAUGAAGGUGGCGCGAGGCUGGUUUUGUGUGGGCCGAGCUGGGAUAAGCUUGAAUCUCUGUAUGAUUCUCUGUGCAGUGGAUCAGACCCCAGUAAAACUUUCACACCCAAGCUAGUGCUGCUGGACUUCAGCGAUAUGGAGAACAUUUCGGAUGUGAUCACAGAGAUCGGAGAGUGUUACGGCUGUGUGGAUGUGCUGAUAUGCAACAGCAGCAUGAAGGUCAAAGCACCGGUGCAGAAUCUCUCUCUGGAGAUGGACAAAACCGUCAUGGACGUCAACUACUUUGGGCCCAUAACGCUGGCCAAGGGUGUUCUUCCGUUAAUGAUCACGAGACGGAUGGGUCAGUUUGUGCUGGUCAACAGCAUCCAAGGGAAACUGGCUCUACCAUUCCGAACAUGCUAUGCCGCGUCUAAGCAUGCAGUCCAGGCGUUCUUUGACUGUCUGAGAGCAGAGGUGGAGGAGUACGGGAUCUCCGUCAGCACCAUCAGCCACACCUUCAUUAACGCAGUAGCAGAGAACGGCGCUCCCUCCCAAACACCGUCCACCAACCGCCUCUGGGCCUGUGAGUAACCCGACUGGCACUGAGUCACAGCAACG